This is a messenger RNA of Chlamydomonas reinhardtii, 1858 nucleotides long. RefSeq lists its product as uncharacterized. Bases 108 to 1310 code for a protein of 400 amino acids. NCBI's taxonomy places the organism in Eukaryota, Viridiplantae, Chlorophyta, Chlorophyceae, Chlamydomonadales, Chlamydomonadaceae. The transcript is spliced from 10 exons. Gene Ontology annotation, molecular function: glycylpeptide N-tetradecanoyltransferase activity. Gene Ontology annotation, cellular component: cytoplasm. Gene Ontology annotation, biological process: N-terminal peptidyl-glycine N-myristoylation. The record is from RefSeq and is a predicted model, not a curated record.
GACACACGUUGGCACCACCAGAGAAGAAGCCCCGCGUUGCGAGUGUAAAUGGCGCAAUAGAAGUCACACAAGAAGCGCUGAAUUGCCUCUUGAUAAAUCAGGACGAAAUGGACAGCUUUAAAGGACAAGCAAAGGAUCGUUACGCGUUUUGGGAGACGCAACCAGUUGCUCAAUUCACGGAGGGCAGUGAACCGGCGGAAGACGGGCCAAUCGACAAGCCCAAGACGGUGCAGGAUGUGCGCCAGGAGCCGUACUCGCUACCUGACAGCUUCGAGUGGUGCGUGUGCGACCUGACGGACGACGCGGUGGCCCACGAGGUGUAUGAGCUGCUGAGUAACAACUACGUGGAGGACGACGACGCCAUGUUCAGGUUCAACUACUCGGCCGCGUUCCUCAAGUGGUGCCUGCUGUGCCCGGGCCACAAGCUGGAGUGGCUUGUGGGCGUGCGCGUCAAGACCAGCCGCAAGCUGGUGGGCUUCAUCAGCGCCGUACCCGCAUCCAUCCGCGUCAACGCCGGCCGGGUGCCCAUGGUGGAGAUCAACUUCCUGUGCGUGCACAAGAAGCUGCGGUCCAAGCGCCUGGCGCCUGUGCUCAUCAAGGAGAUCACCCGGCGAGUGAACCGGACCGACAUCUGGCAGGCCGCCUACACGGCCGGCGUGCUGCUGCCCAAGCCCGUGGCCACCUGCCGCUACUACCACCGCUCGCUCAACCCGCGCAAGCUCAUCGAUGUUGGCUUCUCGCGCCUGGCGCCCCGCAUGACCAUGGCCCGCACCAUCAAGCUCUACAAGCUGCCCGACAUACCCGUCACACCCGGGCUGCGGGAAGCGCGGCCCGAGGACGCGCCCAAGAUUGCCGAGCUGCUCAACUCGCAGCUGGGGCGCUACAAGCUGACUCAGCACUUCAACGCCGAGGAGGUGGCGCACUGGUUCCAGAACAUCGACAACGUGAUCAACGCGCUGGUGGUGGAGGACCCCGACUCGCCCGGCAGCCUGACGGACGUGGUGUCCUUCUACACGCUGCCCUCCUCCAUCCUGGGCCACCCCCAGCACACCGAGCUCAAGGCCGCCUACCUCUACUACACCGCCUCCACCGCCACGCCGCUCAAGCAGCUGGUGAAUGACGCCAUGGCGGUGGCUGCGGCGCGCGGCUACGACGUGUUCAACGCGCUGGACCUGAUGCAGAACGAGUCCUUUCUAAAAGAGCUCAAGUUCGGCAUGGGCGACGGCCAGCUGCACUACUACCUCUACAACUGGCGCCUGGGCGGCGGACACAGCCUGCAGCCGGGAGACGUGGGGCUGGUGCUAAUGUGAGGCGGGAGCUCCGGCGGUGGCAGGGCGGCAGCGGGCAAGGAGCAGGCGGCGAAGUGGCUCGCGGGUAGGAAAGAGGUGGACGGCGUUGGUUGCGGGCAGGGAAGAAGUGGGAGGGGUCGCGCGGAGUGCACUGCUGGGAACGCAGCAGGUUUUGCAGGUGCGGUACGGCACUGACAGGCAGGCGCGGCAGCCUACUGCUGCAGGCGGAGGUGGAUGGCUUGGGAUCAGGCGACUUGCCAGAGAGGACGCUGAGGGCUGAGGAGUUGAGGCACAGCGGGGGCACUUCGAAUAGGGCUGCAGGCGGCGGUGCGCCGGCGGGCGGGCGCCGUGGGCCUGACAUCUGGGGAGCGGGGUUUUGUACGUGGGCGUGAGCCCGAGCAUUGAGGAGGGUGGGUGCUGUGGUCUCAAGAGGUGGGCGCUGUGGUCUCAAGAGGGUGGGCGCUGUGGUCUCAAGGAGUCGCACUGAGCUGGCAGUGGGCGUGUGGGAGGUGGAGGCAUUCUAUAUGUUCUGGAGCAAGGUGACCGCACAGCUGUAAAAUGCACAAUUU